UAAUUAUCAAAUAAAAUGACGCUAUAUCAUUUCGGGAACUGUGUAGCGUUGCUGAUGCCAUAUUACUUCACCUAUAAAUACUCCGGCCUCUCCGAAUAUGGGGCAUUUUGGAAGUGCAUACAGGCGGGCGGCAUUUAUAUAUUCACCCAACUUUGUAAGAUGCUUGUUCUGGCCACGUUCUUUUACUCGGAUACAUCCUCCACUGGCAACGGCGAAUUUAACUUCUUUGCGGAAAUCUUCCGUUGCAGCGUGGAUAUAGCCGAUUUGCUUGGGUUUGCUUUGAUUCUGAGCCGCAUACCUGGCAAGGGACAUUCAAAACUUAUUACGGCUGGUCUUGGCUGGGCCACUGCCGAGGUUAUUCUCUCACGUGGCAUUAUGCUCUGGGUGGGUGCCCGUGGCACUGAAUUCAGCUGGAUCUACAUACUCAAAUGUUUGGAGUCGAACGUUAUGCUUGUUCAGCACAUAUCCACUGCCACGCUCAUUUGGCUGUUCACGCGCCACGAUCUGAAUAAGGCAUUGAAGCCACUGGUUAGCGUACUGCUGGCUGUGACCGUUUUCAAAGGUGUCUGGCUAGAGGGUCUCCUACAUAUCCUGACCAUUGGACCUUGGCUGACGAUUGCUGUGAAGGCUUUGGUGGCCGCUGUCAUUGGCUUCUGCACGCUGCACAUUUACUCGGGUCUGGCCCAGCAGAUUGGCAUUUAAGCCUCUCCAGUCACAUCAUUGUAUUCCUUUUGUUUAAUUAUUUUCUUUGUUUUUAUUUCGGUGUUGUCACAGGAGAGAAUGAGAGAUUUUUUUGUAACAAAGACAACAAGUACGGUUCUAGGAAAAUACGAAAAAUGUU
This is a messenger RNA of Drosophila persimilis, 841 nucleotides long. RefSeq names its product transmembrane protein 147. The record is from RefSeq and is a predicted model, not a curated record. Bases 16 to 702 code for a protein of 228 amino acids. The transcript has 4 exons. NCBI's taxonomy places the organism in Eukaryota, Metazoa, Arthropoda, Insecta, Diptera, Drosophilidae.